Phodopus roborovskii (desert hamster) is the source of this 1646-nucleotide messenger RNA. RefSeq names its product hyaluronan and proteoglycan link protein 4 (gene Hapln4). Gene Ontology annotation, molecular function: hyaluronic acid binding. The record is from RefSeq and is a predicted model, not a curated record. Gene Ontology annotation, biological process: cell adhesion. The transcript is spliced from 4 exons. The coding region runs from base 270 to 1538 and encodes 422 amino acids. NCBI's taxonomy places the organism in Eukaryota, Metazoa, Chordata, Mammalia, Rodentia, Cricetidae.
GCGUCUCUCUGUUUCUACCUCUCUGUCUCUCUCGGCCUGGCUCAAUAGCCAGAUGUUAUCCCCCCCCUCCUCCCAUGCCUGUCCCGCUGUCUCCAGCCCCCGCUCAUUCUGCCAGGCUUGCUGCAGUCUCCUGGCGCGCGGAUAACCUUGCGGCCACGAUACGGGCAGCUGCUCCCCCUCCCCCUUGCGCUCCGGUAGCGGGGACGGGGAUGUGGGGGAGGGCAAGAGAAGUCAUCUGAAACUCGGACAGCUCCUAGGCUGAGACCCCCAUGGGGGAGGGCAAGACGAGCUGCAGAGGGUCGGGGUGGUACAGCUGGAUGCAGCUCCUGUGUCCGCAGGCGUGCGCUCCGGCAGCCCUCGGGCCCCGCGCGCUCUGGACGGUUGCCUGGGGACUCCUGCUGCUGGUUCCCGUGCCUGCCGGAGCUCAGCGUGGCAGGAAGAAAGUCGUGCACGUGCUGGAGGGCGAGUCCGGCUCCGUGGUGGUGCAGACCGCGCCCGGGCAGGUAGUGAGCCACCGCGGUGGCACCAUCGUUUUACCCUGCCGCUACCAUUACGAGGCGGCCGCCCACGGCCACGACGGCGUCCGCCUCAAGUGGACGAAAGUGGUAGACCCUUUGGCUUUCGCCGAUGUCUUCGUGGCUCUGGGUUCCCAGUAUCGAGCCUUUGGCCCUUACCGAGGGCGGGCGGAGCUGCAGAACGACGGGCCCGGGGAUGCCUCUCUGGUCCUCCGAAAUGUCACCCUGCAGGACUACGGACGCUAUGAGUGCGAGGUCACCAAUGAACUAGAGGAUGAUGCUGGCAUGGUCAACCUGGACUUGGAAGGAGUGGUCUUUCCCUAUCAUCCGCGUGGAGGCCGCUACAAGAUGACUUUCGUGGAAGCACAGCGCGCCUGCGCAGAACAGGAUGGCAUUCUGGCAUCCGCCGAGCAGCUCCAUGCGGCCUGGCGCGAUGGCCUGGACUGGUGCAAUGCUGGAUGGCUACAUGAUGGUUCUGUGCAGUAUCCAGUGAGCCAGGCCCGGGAGCCCUGUGGCGGCGCUGGGAGCACUGGGGCUGGUGGAGGCACCAAUGGGGGCGUGCGCAACUAUGGGUAUCGUCAUAACGCCGAGGAACGCUAUGAUGCCUUCUGCUUCACAUCCAACCUCCCUGGUCGCGUGUUCUUCCUGAAGCCUCUGCGGCCGGUGGCCUUGGCCGGGGCGGCUCGGGCUUGCGCAGCCCGGGGUGCGACGGUGGCCAAGGUUGGACAGCUGUUUGCCGCGUGGAAGCUGCAGCUGUUGGACCGUUGCACUGCAGGCUGGCUGGCUGAUGGCAGCGCGCGCUACCCCAUAGUGAAUCCGCGCACUCGCUGCGGGGGGCCCCGGCCGGGCGUGCGCAGUCUCGGUUUCCCCGACGCCUCCCAACGCCUCUUUGGCGUCUACUGCUACCGCGCUCCAGGUGCCCCAGACCCGGCUCCAGGAGGCUGGGGCUGGGGCUGGGCUGGCGGAGGAGGCUGGGCAGGAGGAUCAAGGGACCCAGCUGCCUGGACCCCGCUGCGUGUCUAGACCAUGAGAACUGGGGUUUGUGGAUGUUGGUGGCUGAUCCAGGGGCUCUGCACACCCCCUGGAAUCUGACUUCUCACCAGAGAUCCCUUGGGUAUAUGAAACAACCCU